UGGACCGAUGUGUUUUUUGUUGUGACAAUGAGAACAGUCUUUUUAUUGCUAUGUUUAUUUGUUUCCGUUUACGGCUGGGGUCGGGGCGACUUCGAGAAAUAUGGACCCUUCCAGAUAGCGUUACGUUCGAAUUUAAUUAAAUGUAGACACGACAAAGAUCUAAACCUCGACGUAAGUGGCGUAUACGUUUACUUCUACGACUUCUCAAGAAACCAUGUUGGAACUUACCUAAUUGACAACGCCGCCCAGGGAAUCCUCGCAACACCUGAACUGGACAAAGUCAAGAAAUUCAUUAUCUUCGUGCCUGGAUACAAGUCUAACAUCACUAAGAAAACUGAAGAACAAAUCAGAAACACGUUCCGAAACUAUCCAAACAGUUAUCUGAUUAUUCUAGAUCAUUCUCAAUAUACUAACAACAAACAUGGAUAUAUAAAAAGCUAUGAACGUUCUGUUCAACAUGUUCACUAUAUAGGGAAAGCAUUGGCUAAAAUGUUAUCUGAAUUGAGGAAGGCGGGCAUAUCCCCGAAGAAUAUGCACUGCAUUGGACACAGUUUAGGAAGCCAAAUGCUCGGACAAACUGGAGAAAUCUUCAUCAAUAUGACUAACGAAAGAAUAUCCAGAAUCACAGCUUUGGAUCCAGCUGGACCGUGUUUCUCCAACAGUCUUAUCGAAGAGCAAGUUAGAUCAGGGGUAGCGGAUUACGUUGAGGUCUAUCAUUGUAAUGCUGGUGGUUUAGGAACGACUAGCGUUUUGGGAGAUGUUGAUUUCUUUGUGAAUAAGAAAGGCGCGUCCCAACCCAAUUGUGGUACUCCAUGGAUUCCUGGUAUUUUUGAUUCGUCUAAAGCAGCGAAAUGCAACCAUAGGACAUGUAUUGACGUGUAUACAGCAACCGUGAGUCAUCCCGAGUGGUUUGUGGCUCAUAAGUGUGAUACAUAUAAGGAUUAUAAGGCAGGAGGUUGUUCAAGGAAUGAUAUUACUAUGGCUGGCUUCUGGAACCCUGGUACCGCGACUGGCGUCUACUAUUUCUCUACUGAUGGUUAUGAUAUUAAACAGUAAUCAUUUGGGACCGUAAUCAAAAUAAAUAAA
This is a messenger RNA of Achroia grisella, 1086 nucleotides long. RefSeq names its product phospholipase A1 member A-like. Lineage: Eukaryota; Metazoa; Arthropoda; Insecta; Lepidoptera; Pyralidae. The coding region runs from base 28 to 1056 and encodes 342 amino acids. Gene Ontology annotation, molecular function: lipase activity. The transcript has 2 exons. The record is from RefSeq and is a predicted model, not a curated record.